Molecule: messenger RNA, 780 nt
Organism: Blastocystis hominis
Lineage: Eukaryota; Bigyra; Opalinata; Blastocystidae
Exons: 9
Coding region: 22-780 (252 amino acids)
Molecular function (GO): oxidoreductase activity, acting on CH-OH group of donors; metal ion binding
Source: RefSeq, a predicted model, not a curated record
UGAUUUGUAGUAUUAUUAACGAUGGAGUUCCCUAUGAAGUCAUACCAUAUGGUGCAAUAUUAUAAGCAUGCGGAUUCGAAUCCCCGUGUCUUUAUUGCUCCUAGUAAGUAUAUCCAAGGACCUGGAGUCAUUAAUUACCUCGGAGAUUAUGUUUGUUCAAUUUCUCCUUUAAGCAAGGAGAGAGCAUGUAUUAUCCUGAUUUCUGAAGGCGGAAUCAAGCGAUUUGGAGAAAAGAUUGAGAACUCGAUGAAGAAAGCUAAUGUGAAAUAUUCCUUUAUUCCCAUUGGCCGUCAAUGCAGUUAUGAUGAAAUCGAGCGUGUAUGUACUCUUGUGAAGGGAAUGGAUCGAUGUGACUUUAUCAUUUCUGUGGGUGGAGGCAAAGCUGUGGAUCUUGGAAAGGGUGUGGCUACUACUUUGUGCCUUCCUGUGAUACUCGUCCCAACUCUUGCUUCAAAUGAUGCGCCUACUGCGUCUCUCUCUGUGAUGUACGACGAACACACCGAUGAGCGUCAGGGAGCUUAUUUCAACUACAAAAAUCCUGAUAUGGUUGUCAUGGACACAGAGAUUAUCGCCAACUCUCCCGCUCGUUAUCUGGUUGCUGGAAUGGGCGAUGCUCUUGCUACAUUCGUCGAGGCUCGCUGUGCGCGUGAGAAUCCAAAUGGAGAGUCAUCUGUUCGCGUUCGCCCGACAUUGGCUGCUGCUGCGAUUGCUGAAGCCUGCACAAAGACGAUAUUAGCAGAGGGACUGAAAGCCAUUGAGAUAUCCUUCACAGUACAAUGA